AUGAAGUACAUUCACUCCCAGGAGACGCUGAACAUCCCCGAGGGUGUCAAGGUCACCAUCAAGAAGAGGGUUAUCAACGUCGAAGGUCCCCGAGGAAAGCUGACCAAGAGCCUGUCUCACAUCGCCGUCUCGUUCUCGCACCCUUCUAAGGACGUUAUCAACAUCGAGCUUCACCACGGUGCCCGCAAAAAUGUCGCUACUCUCCGAACCGUCCGCACACUCAUCAACAACCUGAUCAUCGGUGUGACAAAGGGAUACAAGUACAAGAUGCGUUACGUCUAUGCCCAUUUUCCCAUCAACGUAAACGUCGACAAGAACCAGGAGACCGGUCUGUACGAGGUUGAGAUCAGAAAUUUCAUUGGCGAGAAGAUCGUGCGGAAGGUCGUGAUGCAACCCGGUGUUGACGUCGAGCCGUCGAAGAACGUCAAGGACCAGCUCGAGCUGACCGGAAACUCGCUGGAAAACGUUUCACAAAGCGCUGCAGACAUUCAGCAAAUCUGCAGAGUCAAGAACAAGGAUAUUCGAAAGUUCUUGGAUGGUCUAUACGUGUCAGAGAGGACCAACAUCGUACUGGAUGAUUAGAGGAAGAGAGCGGACGGUUUCAUUGGGGUUCAUGCGGCACGCCUUCCAGCAAUUUCGAUCAUGGCAUGGUGUAGGCUUGAAAUCGGGCAUGUUAUAUCGCCUGUAUGAACAAUUCAAAAAACUGAAUUCAUCUUGGGCGUCUUCGGAAACGAUAUAGGACAUGAAUACUGAAUUUCUCGCCAUUGUUGCGCAAGGUCCCAUCCGCUUCGUCUCACGUCCGAUACACCAGUUAUCAUUACCAGCAGGAGCCAUAAAAUUUGCACAUUCCCUGGCCUUGUCCUUGCUUGUACCAUAUCCUCGCGCGCGGGCGGCGCAGUGAGCAGGGUGUAGCUUUGAAUUGUUGUACCUCUUAGGUUCCGCCUGCACUCCUGUGUUUGAAGUUUCCCACCACAAUUUCUAUCCUCAC
This is a messenger RNA of Pseudovirgaria hyperparasitica, 988 nucleotides long. RefSeq names its product ribosomal protein L6. Gene Ontology annotation, cellular component: cytosolic large ribosomal subunit; ribosome. The transcript has 5 exons. NCBI's taxonomy places the organism in Eukaryota, Fungi, Ascomycota, Dothideomycetes, Acrospermales, Acrospermaceae. The record is from RefSeq and is a predicted model, not a curated record. Gene Ontology annotation, biological process: cytoplasmic translation. Bases 1 to 582 code for a protein of 193 amino acids. Gene Ontology annotation, molecular function: rRNA binding; structural constituent of ribosome.